Messenger RNA from Gymnogyps californianus (California condor), 939 nucleotides. RefSeq names its product olfactory receptor 14C36-like. Lineage: Eukaryota; Metazoa; Chordata; Aves; Accipitriformes; Cathartidae. Bases 1 to 939 code for a protein of 312 amino acids. Gene Ontology annotation, cellular component: membrane. Gene Ontology annotation, molecular function: olfactory receptor activity; G protein-coupled receptor activity. The transcript has a single exon. The record is from RefSeq and is a predicted model, not a curated record. Gene Ontology annotation, biological process: G protein-coupled receptor signaling pathway.
AUGUCCAACGGCAGCUCUAUCACCCAGUUCCUCCUCUUGGCGUUCACAGACACAUGGGAGCUGCAGCUCUUGCACUUCUGGCUCUUCCUGGGCACCUACCUGGCUGCCCUCCUGGGCAAUGGCCUCAUCAUCACCACCGUAGCCUGCGACCACCACCUCCACGCCCCCAUGUACUUCUUCCUCCUCAACCUCUCCCUCCUAGACCUCGGUUAUAUCUCCACCACUGUCCCCAAAUCCAUGGCCAAUUCCUUCUGGGACACCAAGGCCAUCUCCUAUGGGGGAUGUGCUGCCCAGGUCUUUCUCUUUGUCUUUUUCCUUGGAGCAGAGUGUGCCCUUCUCACCGUCAUGGCCUGUGACUGCUACACCGCCAUCUGCAAACCCCUGCACUACGGGACUCUGAUGAGCAGCAGAGCUUGUGUCCACAUGGCAGCAGCUGCCUGGGGCAGUGGGUUUCUCGAUGCUCUGCUGCACACUGCCAAUACAUGUUCACUACCACUCUGCCAUGGCAACGUGGUGGACCAGUUCUUCUGUGAAAUCCCCCAGAUCCUCAAGCUCUCCUGCUCAGACUCAGACUAUCUCAGGGAAGUUGGGGUCCUUGUGGGUAGUGCAUGCUUAGUUUUGGGGUAUUGUGUUUUCAUUGUGUUGUCCUACGUGCAGAUCUUCAGGGCUGUGCUGAGGAUCCCCUCUGAGCAGGGGCAGCACAAAGCCUUUUCCACGUGCCUCCCUCACCUGGCCGUGGUCUCUCUGUUCAUCAGCACUUCAUUUUUUGCCUACCUGAAGCCCCCCUCCAUCUCUUCCCCAUCCCUGGAUCUGGUGGUGGCUGUUCUGUACUCAAUGGUACCUCCAACUUUGAACCCCUUCAUCUACAGCAUGAGGAACCGGGAGCUCAAGGACGCGGUAAAGAAAUUGAUCCAAUGGACCUUGUUCCACCAGCAGUAA